Messenger RNA from Hevea brasiliensis (rubber tree), 2233 nucleotides. Its product is annotated as endoglucanase 25. The record is from RefSeq and is a predicted model, not a curated record. The coding region runs from base 272 to 2056 and encodes 594 amino acids. Gene Ontology annotation, molecular function: hydrolase activity, hydrolyzing O-glycosyl compounds. The transcript has 2 exons. Gene Ontology annotation, biological process: carbohydrate metabolic process. NCBI's taxonomy places the organism in Eukaryota, Viridiplantae, Streptophyta, Magnoliopsida, Malpighiales, Euphorbiaceae.
GUAGCCCUGGUCUUAACUUCUCUGAUACAUUUCUUAACUUCUUUAGAUAAGGUAGCAAAACAGUCAUAAUUAUAAUAAUGUUCCAGAAAUGGUUUGUGAUUCUCUGAAUUUGUUUUGAGAUUAUUUCCUUUUCCUUUUAUUAUUUCAUAAUUGUUUAAAUGAGAAAGAUUUCAUUUCACCGCUCCAUUCCAUCUUUGAUUUUAUUCCGUCUUUGCCAGUUUUCUGCAUCAAAUCAAGAGAUUCCUCUAAACGGAACAAGAAGCCGGAGACCAUGUCAGAGAGAAACAUUAGGGGUGGUUCUUUUGAAAUAAGCACCGUCGAAACUCUGUCCACCGAUUAUGACAGGGGAGCUUAUCGCUGGCAAUCGGAAGAGGACGUCAAGCAAAGCUGGCUGUUGAAACCUAACAAGGAGAGUGAAAGGAGGAAGAAAAGAAUGGCUUAUGUGAACAACGUGACGGUCAAGACUCUGCUGUUGCUGGUCUUUUUGGGUGGUUUUAUCGCCCUCGUUGUUAAAGUCGUCAGCCGUCACCGCCACCGGCAUCCGGCUCCUGGCCCUGACAACUACACUAUCGCCCUCCACCAGGCGCUGAUGUUUUUCAACGCCCAGCGAUCUGGAAGACUUCCAAACCAAAAUAAUGUUUCAUGGAGGGGUGACUCCUGCUUGAAGGAUGAAAUUGUUGGUGGCUACUAUGAUGCUGGCGAUGCAGUCAAGUACACUUUUCCUGCAUCUUUUGCCAUGACCGUAUUGAGUUGGAGCGUGAUCGAAUACAGUGCAAAAUAUGAAGCUGCUGGAGAGCUAGAUCACGUCAAAGACAUCAUCAAGUGGGGCACUGACUACCUUCUCAAAACCUUCAAUUCCUCAUCCAAGGACUCAAUAACCAGUAUUGCUGCACAAGUUGGAGGAGAACGUGAUCAAUAUUGUUGGAUGCGACCUGAGGAUAUUGACUUCGAUGAUAAAAAACACCGUAGCGCAAACCAAUGUUACAACUGUCCAGCAUUGGCUGCAGAAGCGGCUGCUGCAUUAGCUGCUGCAUCCAUUGUGUUCAAGGACACUGAAGACUACUCGAAGAAACUUGUCCAUGGUGCAGAAAUACUGUUCAAGUUUGCCACGAAAGGUCAAGGUGAAAACUAUUCAGGCACUCCAGAUCCACCCUCACAUUUUUAUAAUUCUAGUGGUUUUUGGGAUGAGUUUGUUUGGGGUGGAGCUUGGCUGUACUGUGCAACUGGAAAUUCUUCCUUCCUUCAACUUGCUACCACACCUAAAUUGGCCAAAAAAGACUAUGCUUUCUGGGGAGGCCCUAGUAAGGGGGUGCUUAGCUGGGACAACAAGCAUGCUGGCGCUCAGUUGCUUCUAAGCCGUAUGAGAAUUUUUUUGGGUUACGGCUACCCAUAUGAAGAAAUGCUGCGAACAUUUCAAAACAAUAUAGAUGAUAUCAUGUGCUCAUACCUACCCGUUUUCCCAACCUUCAACAGAACCAAAGGAGGAAUGAUCCAACUAAACCAUGGAAGACCACAGCCUCUUCAAUACGUGGUGAAUGCAGCUUUCUUGGCUACCCUUUACAGUGAUUAUCUUGAAGGUGAAUUGAUAUCAGGAUGGCAAUGCGGACCUGAAUUUUACACGAACGAAGCUUUGCGCGACUUCGCAAGAAGCCAGAUUGAUUACAUCCUUGGUAAAAAUCCUCGGGCUAUGAGUUACAUCGUAGGCUAUGGCAAUUAUUUUCCACAGCGAGUACAUCAUAGAGGAGCUUCAAUUCCAUACGGAAAGGUAAAGUAUGGCUGUAGAGGAGGGUGGAAAUGGAGAGACAGUCGAAGACCAAAUCCAAAUACCAUUGUUGGAGCCAUGGUUGGGGGCCCUGACCAACAUGACGGCUUCCAGGAUAUGCGUGCCAAUUACAAUUACACAGAGCCAACCAUUGCAGGAAAUGCAGGUCUUGUUGCUGCGCUCGUGGCUUUGUCCGGUGGAAGGACUUCUAAAAUUGACAAGAAUACAAUCUUUUACGCAAUUCCUCCAUUGUACACACUUGGACCACCACCUCCAGUGACUUGGACACCAUGAGUAAUGACAUGCUUAUACAAUACUUACUAAUUUCUUAAACCCAAAAUGUUUCUGGGAAGAUUAGCAUUUUUUUUAAACCCUGAUUAGAUCAGCGUGAUCAACUCCGAGUCCUCUUUAAUUUGUUGCACCUUUUAAAAGAAUAGUUCCCAACAUCUAAUACAAUUUUACAUUAUCCAA